AAAUUGCUUGCCCCUGACCUUAAGCUUCAGCUCCCUCUCUUUCCCCCACUUUCCCUCUUUAACCCAUCCUCUCUAUAAAUACCACCUCUUCUCAUAUUCCCAUUCAUUCACUCACUCACAUUCAUUCACUCACUCACUCACACUCUCUCUCUCUCUCUCUCUCUCUCUCAAAUUCCCGUUCUCAAGGUGAGUUUAAGAUUUAUCAGUAAUUAGUCCAAGCUAAACACAGCAAUUCAUUUCCAAGGUACAAGUCUCUCUCUCUCAUGUUUUCUUCACUUCCUUUUUAAAAUUUCCAAUUCCUCUGGCUGUUUGUUUACCGAGAAAAUGUAAGAAAAAUGGAACUUCUGUUUCUGCUAUUUUUCAUUUUAGAUGGUGGUUGGGCCAUACAUCCAUGGUUUCAGUUUGAUUGUCAAAUUCAUCAAAGGUUAUAUCACCAUAGAUCUUGAUUUUUCUUUUGCUUUAUGCCCUAAUUUAUACCUCUUUUUGUGUCAAGCGGACUCAUCUACAAUCAAACGCGUUAAUCGAUUUAAGGGAUUCGAUGGGAUGAAGCACAGAAGAAGACGAAGAAGAGGAAAACAAGUUUUCUUAAUCUGCUGCUCCUCCUCGAAAACCGAUUCCGAGGUUGAGAGAAUUUCUAUUCAGGAAGAUGAUGAACGGCCUCCGUUUGAUAUCAAUCUUGCGGUUAUUCUAGCUGGCUUCGCCUUUGAGGCUUACUCAACUCCCCCUAAUCAGAACUACUCUCUCUCUCUGUCAUUUCUCUUGGUGAGAGCAAACACACCGCAUCAAUUACUAGGAGAGCAUCCAAGUGGAACGAAGCCAAUCGAGCAACGGUCAAGCACAGCUACUCACGCGCUCGCUGAUCAAGCGAAGAUCGGGCUCACUUCUCAAUUGCUACACUAUAAUUCGAAGGAACCUAGUUCAAGCAUACAAAGGAUACUUCAGAUAAAAAUAAUGGAGGUGGAGAAUAGGAGACAGUCAACAACAGAAGAUGGUUUGGAUUCCUUAAAUGCAAGGACAAUGGAGAGAAAGCCUGGAUGGAAGGCCGUUCUUUUCAUCAUAGGAAAUGAAACAAUCGAGAGGAUAGCGACAUACGGCAUGACAACAAAUUUCAUGGUGUAUUUGUUGAAAGUGUUCCAUUUGAGUCACGUUGGUGCUGCAAAAGUUAUCAUCAUAUGGUCUGCAGUGAGCAAUUUCAUACCAAUUAUUGGUGCUUCUCUUGCUGACGCCUAUUUAGAAAAAUUCAAAACCAUUGCUAUGGCAUCAUUUGGAACACUUGUGGGAAUGAUGAUAUUAACACUGACAGCAUGGGUGCCACAAUUUCAUCCUCCAAGUUGCUCUUCUCGGCACCAAGCAUGUGUUCCCCCUAACUACUACUCAGUUUGCCAUCGUAAUUUUGGGGCUGUCUUUGCUGGGUAUAGGCACAGGUGGAAUUAAUCCAUGCAGUAUUCCCUUUGCCAUUGAUCAAUUUGACACAACUUCCCCUAAUGGAAGCAAAGGAGUUAGCCGUUUGUUAAAUUGGUACUACACCACAUAGACACUGGUCCUGUUGAUCAAUAAUAUUAUAAUAGUUUACAUCCUAAACAAAAACUGGGCCAUUGGUUUUGGGAUACUAGCCCUUCUCAUGUUAGGUGCAAUAAUCACAAUUUUUGUCGGAAAAAGAACUUAUGUUAACCUUCCAGCAGAAGGGAACAUAUCAGUUGGUAUUGCAAAAGUGUUUGUUGCAGCUUAUAAGAAGCGUCACCUCAAAAACCCAACAAAUGAAGAGGAAGUUGUUUACUAUGAUCCCCCACUAAGAGAUGAUAAAGCAAUCAAGAUACCUUUAACCAAACAACUUAGGUUUCUAAACAAAGCUGCCCUGAUACAAGAUAAUGAAGUUAAUGCAGAAGGUUUGGUUACAAAUCCAUGGAGGCUUUGCAGCAUUCAACAAGUUGAAGAAGUCAAAUGUUUGAUUAAAAUAAUACCAAUCUGGUAUCUAUAAGAUAUUUUAUUUUCUUCUUUUAUUUUAAAAAAAAGGAGGGGUUGAAUUUAAUAAUCUAUAUCUGGAAUAUACUAAUGUAUAGACAGGCAGUUGACGUUUUAUUUGUUGUCUUAGAAAGAAAGUGCCUCUGUUAUUAUAGUUAGCUCUUAAACUCUUUUACAAUUAAUUGCAAUUCUAACAUAUUUAAAAUUAGAACUUUCAAAUGUAACUGCGAUUCUAUAGUCCAAAUGAAUCAUAGUGAAACUUCAACAUGUUUAUAUUCAGAAAUAGUGUUUACAUGUUCCCAUGCAUUGUAUCCUCGGAGCCUAUCAUUUGCUAUUAUUUGGAAUCAUUUGCUAUUAUCUUUUUUGUGGCAUACUCGUGGAU
Gastrolobium bilobum is the source of this 2344-nucleotide messenger RNA. RefSeq lists its product as uncharacterized. Gene Ontology annotation, cellular component: plasma membrane. The coding region runs from base 370 to 1434 and encodes 354 amino acids. NCBI's taxonomy places the organism in Eukaryota, Viridiplantae, Streptophyta, Magnoliopsida, Fabales, Fabaceae. The record is from RefSeq and is a predicted model, not a curated record. The transcript is spliced from 7 exons.